Messenger RNA from Tricharina praecox, 411 nucleotides. RefSeq lists its product as uncharacterized. The coding region runs from base 1 to 411 and encodes 136 amino acids. NCBI's taxonomy places the organism in Eukaryota, Fungi, Ascomycota, Pezizomycetes, Pezizales, Pyronemataceae. The transcript is spliced from 2 exons. The record is from RefSeq and is a predicted model, not a curated record.
AUGAGCACGACGAGCACGACGAGCACGACGAGCAAGACGAGCAAGACGAGCAAGACGAGCAAGACGAGCAAGACGAGCAAGACGAGCAAGACGAGCAAGACGAGCAAGACGAGCAAGACGAGCAAGACGAGCAAGACGAGCAAGACGAGCAAGACGAGCAAGACGAGCAAGACGAGCAAGACGAGCAAGACGAGCAAGACGAGCAAGACGAGCAAGACGAGCAAGACGAGCAAGACGAGCAAGACGAGCAAGACGAGCAAGACGAGCAAGACGAGCAAGACGAGCAAGACGAGCAAGACGAGCAAGACGAGCAAGACGAGCAAGACGAGCAAGACGAGCAAGACGGGCAAGACGAGCAAGACGGGCAAGACGAGCAGGACGAGGAGCAUUCCAGCAGGAUGGUUACACUAG